CUUACUCACCUUUAUCCCACCACCAUGGCACUCUCCACCCUGCAGGAGAAUGCUGCUAGACUCAGCGCACGCAUACAAGAGACAAUUGCAGAGCGGACACGCGACAUUUCGCUAGGCAAGUCACCUAAUGCUGCGAUGUUCGACACGUCGGAGGACAAGGUGCGACAGAUCAGGAAGCAACUAGAUUCUAACCAGGAUAGGGAGAAGUUAGAGGCAAUGAAAAGGCUUAUUGCGAUGAUUUCGAAGGGUCGGAACGUGUCCGAGUUCUUCGCCCAGGUGGUCAAGAACGUCGCCUCGUCUAACUUAGAGAUCCGCAAACUGGUGUACAUAUACCUUCUGCGGUAUGCAGACCAAGAGCCAGAUCUUGCCCUAUUGUCUGUCAACACAUUUCAGAAGGACCUGAGCGAUGGCAAUCCGCUCAUUCGUGCUAUGGCUCUGCGCGUGCUCUCUGGUAUCAAGGUCCCAGUUAUUGGCAGCAUUGUUGCAUUAGGAAUCAGAAAGUGUGCGAGUGACCUCAAUCCAUACGUGAGGAAAGCGGCUGCAUUAGCGAUCCCCAAAUGCUAUUCAUUGGAUCCAAUGCAACAAUCGGCACUGAUGUCCAUCUUGUCCACAUUGCUUCGCGAGCAAUCGCCAAUUGCGAUCGGCUCUGUCGCAGUCGCAUUCGAUGCUAUUUGUCCUGACCGCCUGGAUCUUUUGCAUCAGCAUUAUCGACGAUUGUGUCGCUUGAUGGUAGAUGCAGACGAGUGGGGUCAGAUCAAUCUAUUGGAGCUCCUGAUGAGAUAUUUAAGGAAAAUGCUCAGCAAACCGCCAGAAGUACUCGAGAAGAAGGAGGGGAAUGAGACCCAGGAUUUCCUGGAUGAGAAGGAACAUGCAAUGGAUCCUGACCUCGACCUCUUGCUUGACUGCGCUGAACCGUUGUUCCAUAGCAGGAAUCCGGCUGUGGUAAUGGCUGUUGUGCGGCUAUUUUACUACUGCGCCCCUCUUUCCUAUCGGGUUAAGGUGGUCAAGCCGAUGCUGCGCCUUCUACAUAUAUCUCAGGAAGUUGCGGAUGUUGUAUUAGGGGAUCUGCUUGUUGUUGGGGCGGAUGAGCCUAAACUGCUGAGUGAUUACGUGCCGCGGUUCUACAUUCGAACAGCAGACACGAGUCAAACGAAGCGCAGAAAGUUGGCUAUACUCGUCCUGCUGUUCAAUGCAGAAAAUCAGAGCACGUUGUUGCGAGAAUUCAAGGACUGUCUUCGUGACCCAUGCGACAGCGUCGUAAUAGAGGCGAUCCAAGCAAUUGGACAAUGUUCCCGGCUGGUGCCGACUGGUCGAGAUGAAUGCUUGAGGGCCUUGAUGGGCUUGAUGCGUAGUCAUCAUGAUGCUGCCGUAAAUGCCGCAGUGCUCGUCCUGAAGUCGCUCAUCACGUCAUUUGCCGCCACCGACGCAACUGUUGCACUGGAGCUGAUAUCCCGAUUGGCGCGCCGCCUGCCUCGAGUUAAACAUGCUCAAGCAAGAGCGGCCAUUAUCUGGCUUGUGGGACAAUACGCUGCUGAUGACUCCAGCUUAAUCGAUAGCUCGAACGGCGUCUCAAAUCUUCCACCUGGUGUUGUGCGCUGGGCACCUGAUAUCCUGAGGCAGGGCGCACAGACAUUUGCAGUCGAGGCAGAGCCAGUCAAACUUCAACUGGUAACUUUGGCUGCCAAAUUGGUCGCCCUCUCACCGACGGACAAUCGUCUGGCACUGCUGAGCCGAUAUGUUCUGUCGCUCGCGCGUUACGACAGCAGUUAUGACGUGCGGGAUCGCGCGAGAAUGAUGAGCACCCUGCUAAAAGGAAUCAAUUCCAAGGCGGCUGCCAGCACAGUAUUGAGUGAAGAAGACACUGAAGAGGAGCAAGGAGGCGUUGUGCUUCGUAGGGAGCAGGUCCGCCUUAUUCUCUUCAGGGGAAAGGUGCCGCCACCUGACGCAACACUCCGAUGGUGUCAUAAUGCGGAAGCUGUCCUUGGAAGCAUGGCUCUGCAGCUGAAUAAGGCUGUGGAAGGCAAUCGUACACUUCCCGGUUGGCCGGAGGAAGGGACUGAUCCAUCCUUGCGAGAGACAGAAGAGGAUCGGCCUAUGGCUCAAUACGUUCAGGCAACCGUGAAAAACAUGACCGGGUUUGGGUCAGGCUCCAUCGCUGCAAUACCCACUCCCAUCGUCCUCACACCAGCCGAUGGUUCUUCUCCUGCUGGCUCUGUACCCCAGGAGAGGCGCACAGAUUGGACAGAUCUUGACAAGUUCUAUGCUUCUGAAUCUGAGGAGGAAGAGGAAGAGGAAGAGGAAGAAGAAGAGGAAGAGGAAGAGGAAGAGGAAGAGACAGAAGAAGAGGCGGAGGCGGUGGAAGUACAGAAGGCACGUCCCGCACCAAUUCCCGGAAUGGGCCCUUGGGGAGGAGCGGAGUACGACGAAGACGAGGAAGACGAAGAAGACGAAGAUGAGGAAGAGGAAGAGGACGAAGACAAUGACGAAGCCGUGGACAAUCAUCCUCAUCUAGCUGAGAUGCCGAGCAAGCUGAGCGGUGCGGCAGUGAUGAAUUGGGGCCAAGCCAAUCUGCCGUCCGAUGACAGCGAUCCUGCUGGCUGGGGAGCAAGCAGUUGA
This is a messenger RNA of Dacryopinax primogenitus, 2616 nucleotides long. RefSeq lists its product as uncharacterized. The record is from RefSeq and is a predicted model, not a curated record. Bases 25 to 2616 code for a protein of 863 amino acids. Gene Ontology annotation, biological process: vesicle-mediated transport; intracellular protein transport. Lineage: Eukaryota; Fungi; Basidiomycota; Dacrymycetes; Dacrymycetales; Dacrymycetaceae. The transcript is spliced from 9 exons. Gene Ontology annotation, cellular component: membrane coat; AP-3 adaptor complex.